Camellia sinensis is the source of this 1168-nucleotide messenger RNA. NCBI's taxonomy places the organism in Eukaryota, Viridiplantae, Streptophyta, Magnoliopsida, Ericales, Theaceae. The record is from RefSeq and is a predicted model, not a curated record.
UGAGAAAGCUCUCUGCAUGUGAAACAAUGGGUUCUGCCACCGUCAUUUGUACUGACAAAACGGGCACCCUCACACUCAACCAAAUGAAGGUAACAAAGUUCUGGCUCGGCCAAGAAUCGAUGGAGGAAAGAAAUUCAACUUCAAUUUCAGACAAUGUUCUUGAAUUGCUCCACCAAGGUGUCGGUUUGAAUACAACAGGCACUGUUUACAAGUCCACUUCAGGACCCGAAUUUGAGUUCUCUGGCAGCCCCACUGAAAAAGCAAUUCUUUUUUGGGCUGUCAUGGAACUAAACAUGGAUAUGGAGAAACUGAAGCAGAGCUGUUCAAUCCUCCAUGUUGAAGCCUUCAAUUCAACAAAGAAAAGAAGCGGCGUUUCAAUGAGGAAGAAGGAUGACAGUACGAUCAAUGUGCAUUGGAAAGGGGCUGCAGAGAUGGUGCUCGCAAUGUGUUCCCAUUACUAUGAUGUCUCUGGAGAAAUCAAGGUCUUGGAUGAUGUUGAAAGGAAGAAAUUUGAUCAAAUGAUUCAAGGUAUGGCCACGAGUAGCCUUCGAUGCAUUGCUUUUGCUCAUAAACAAGUUCAAGAAGAAGAGAAUGAAGGCGAAAAAGUGAACAAAAAUUUGAAAGACAGCAAUUUGACCCUUUUGGGAUUGGUAGGUAUAAAGGAUCCAUGUCGGCCUGGUGUGCAGAAAGCUGUGGAAGCUUGUCAGUAUGCUGGAGUGAACAUCAAAAUGAUCACUGGCGACAAUGUUUUCACUGCUAGAGCUAUAGCCACUGAAUGCGGGAUACUUAGGCCUAAUCAGGAUAUUAGUGGAGCAGUGGUAGAAGGUGAGGAAUUUCGCAAUUACACUCCAGAGCAGCGAUUGGAGAAAGUUGAUAAAAUCUGUGUGAUGGCAAGAUCUUCCCCAUUCGAUAAACUUCUCAUGGUGCAAUGCUUGAAGCAGAAAGGCCAUGUUGUGGCAGUUACUGGUGAUGGCACGAAUGAUGCACCAGCAUUGAAGGAAGCAGAUAUAGGUCUAUCUAUGGGGAUUCAAGGAACAGAAGUGGCGAAAGAGAGUUCAGAUAUUGUCAUUUUAGAUGAUAACUUUGGUUCUGUAGUCACAGUCUUAAAGUGGGGAAGAUGCGUUUACAAUAACAUUCAAAAAUUCAUCCAAUUCCAGCUCACUGUGAA